UUCCGGGACCGAGAAAUCUGCUUCCUUCCGGGACGGCGCUCUGCCCCACGUGGUGACAGCGGCGUCAGGUAUCUCCGAAUAUGGGCGAACCACCCGCUGAUGUGCGGGCCUUCCUGCGCCAGCACCCGAGCCUGAGGCCGCUGCCCAACACUAACAAGGUGCGCUGCUCCCUAACCGGCCAUGAGCUGCCCUGCCGUCUGCCGGACCUUCAGGUCUACACCAGCGGCAAGAAGUACCAGCGCUUGUCGGGUACCUCUUCAGCCUUCGAUUACACAGCUUUCGAGCCACACAUCGUGCCCAGCACAAAGAAUCCGCACCAGCUGUUCUGCAAACUCACCCUGAGGCAUAUCAACAAGUUCCCGGAACACGUGCUGACGCACACCCAGGGCCGGAGGUAUCAGAGAGCACUUCAGCAAUAUGAAGAGUGUCAGAAACAAGGUGUGGAGUAUGUCCCUGCCUGCCUACUGCACAAAAAGAGGAAGAAGGACGACCAGAUGGACAGAGAUGAGCUGCCAGGCCAGAGAACAGCCUUCUGGGAGCCAGCUUCCAGUGACGAGGGAGGAGGAGCCUUGAGUGAUGACAGCAUGACAGACCUAUACCCACCUGAGCUGUUCACAAAGAGAGAUCUAGGCAAGCCUGAGAACAGUGACACUCCUGAAGGCUUUCUGACAGACCAAGACGAUGAGAAACCGAAGCAUUCAAGAGAGCAGGACACUGGAGAGAGAGGAGAGGCAAAAGCAGACCACAAGAGGAGCUGUAAACUCAGAAAGAACCAGCUCACCUCAUUAACCAAGAAGUUCAAGAGCCAUCAUCACCACAAAUGCAAGAACUUCAGUUCCUUUAAGCAGCUGGGGAAAUGAAGCCUGCAAAGAAGCCUCUGGGUGUCCUUGGGGCUGGCCACUGAUGUCCUGACAUUGGCUGUUGCCCAGAGUGAGCCUGGAGGUUGUUCUGAAGAUGGAAGCAGCAGAGACGUGAAGAUUCUUCUCCAUGCACGUCUUUUU
Molecule: messenger RNA, 1001 nt
Organism: Acomys russatus (golden spiny mouse)
Lineage: Eukaryota; Metazoa; Chordata; Mammalia; Rodentia; Muridae
Gene: Surf2
Product: surfeit 2
Exons: 6
Coding region: 81-860 (259 amino acids)
Source: RefSeq, a predicted model, not a curated record